GAAAUUAUGUAGCCAUCGUUAAUCGACAUAAAAUGUAUGUUAAUCUAUUCUUUGGUAAUGCUCGCACGCAGGAAAAUGACAGUUCGCAAACCAAACAUCUAGAUGCUUCGUUGAUCUCUUCAACCUCUACCAUUUUCCUGAGACUUUGUAAUGAUAUGGAAUAUAUAGUCGAUUGUGCUUGCACCAAAAUUAUGAUUGAAGAGUGUAGGAAUCUUGUGUUAAUUGCGAAUGAUAAAAUUAUCACUUCGACGAUCGAAGUUUGGAAAUCUAACGACAUCACCCUCAAGCUCAAUACCCAGGUUCAAACAGUUCAAGUGGAUCAAU
Messenger RNA from Acaulospora morrowiae, 324 nucleotides. NCBI's taxonomy places the organism in Eukaryota, Fungi, Glomeromycota, Glomeromycetes, Diversisporales, Acaulosporaceae. The record is from the annotation of a GenBank genome assembly.